AUGGCACGUGUCCUGAAACCAUUUCAGGAUGCCACGAAUGUCCUCUGUGCCCACAUGGCCAGCCUGGGGCAAGUCAUCCCCUUCAUUUCCCCUCCUCCUCCUUCUUCCCCUCCAGGGUUUCGAUAUGCCUCUUAUGAGGUGAUCAUCCCAAAGAGACAGACCCCCAGGUAUGGGCACAAAGAACCCCAGCAUGUGAACUACCUGCUGAAGAUAGAAGGGAAGAGCCACCUGGUAUACCUCAGGCAGAAGAGAGCCUUUGCUCCCCAACACUUUCCUGUUUUCACUUACAGCAAGGAGGGGGAUCUGCAGGUGGACUAUCCAUUCAUCAGGGAUGACUGUUUCUACGAUGGUUUUGUACAGGGCAUACCUUCCUCUUUAAUCAUCCUCAGCAUUUGCUCAGGGGGUCUUAGAGGUGUGUUGCGAAUAGACAGUAAGACCUAUGAAAUUGAACCUGUCCCGAUGUCUGCCACCUUUCAACAUGUGGUAUAUCGACUGGAAGGACAGGAAGCUGUUGCAUGGUGUGGGGUGACACAAGAAGAGCAACAUCGAGAAGCAGCCAUAAUGGAAAAUACAGAGAAUUUAGCAGCUGAAAAGGAUCAAGACAUUCCUUGGCAGACACAAAGAAUGUAUGCAAAGCUUGCAGUUGUAGUAGAACAUGAGCGAUAUGUCCAGUUUGGCAGAAAUGAAACUAUUGUUGUUUUGCAGCUGCUGGAUAUCAUCCAUUUUGUAGACUCAUUGUAUGUGCCACUUGGUAUUCGUGUGGCCUUGGUUGGACUAGAAAUAUGGUCUGAAAGGAAUUUCAUUAAUAUUUCUGACAGUCUAGAGUCUGUACUUGCCAAUUUCAAUAACUGGAGAAAAAACACCUUUGUUAAACGUGUAGAACAUGAUGCAGGUCACUUACUUGUAUAUAAGAAUUUUGGACAUAUGGUUGGAUUUGCAUAUCUAGGAACAAUGUGUAACCCCCUUUGGGCAAGUGGCGUUGAAUCAUAUACUAGUACCAGUUUAUUCUUUAUUUCUAGCACAGUCGCCCAUGAACAGGGGCAUAUUCUUGGUAUGAAGCAUGAUGACAAGUACUGUACUUGUGAAAAGAAAACCUGCAUUAUGGCUGCCUCUCAUACCGACAGUGAUCAGUUCAGCAAUUGCAGUUACAGGCAGUAUUUCACUCGAAUGAAAUCUCAUAGAGCAAAAUGCGUGUUAAUUGCCUCAGACCCCAGUAGACAGUAUAAACCCACAUACUGUGGGAACAAAGCAGUAGACAGCGGAGAGCAAUGUGACUGUGGUUCAAAAUUAAAUUGUGAAUCAGAUCCAUGUUGCCAGUCUGAUUGCAAGUUGCGUUCUGGUGUCACUUGUGCUUUUGGAGAGUGCUGCUCUAAAUGCCAGUAUCUUCCGGCUGGAAGUCUUUGCAGGCAAAAUGCUGGUGUCUGUGACCUUCCAGAGUACUGCAAUGGGUCUUCAGAGUGGUGUCCUGAAGAUGUUUAUGUACAAGAUGGUGCCCCAUGUCCAGAUGGUGCCUACUGUUAUCAUGGGAAUUGUUCUACUCAUAAAGAACAGUGCAAGGUGAUCUUUGGCUCAAAAGCAACAGUUGGUUCAGAGGGCUGCUUCAGAGAACUGAAUGCUCAAGGUGACCGCUUUGGCAACUGUGGUACUGAUGGCACUACUUAUAACAAAUGCAGUACUAGGGAUAUUCUCUGUGGACGAAUUCAGUGUGAAAACAUUGAUCAGUUAUCUUCUUUGGAAGAACACAGCACCAUAAUCCAAACGCACAUUAGCAGCAGUCUGUGCUGGGGCACAGAUUACCGUAAUGGAAUAAAGACUCCUGAUAUUGGAGCUGUGAAAGAUGGCACUCCUUGUGACAAAGAUAUGAUGUGUAUUAAUAAGGAAUGCACCAAUGUGUCUCUCUUAAAAUAUGACUGUAAUGUGACAAAGUGCCAAAAUAGGGGAAUAUGUAACAGCCACAAAAAUUGCCACUGUGAUUAUGGUUGGGCCCCCCCAUACUGUCUAGAUAAAGGAUAUGGUGGCAGUUUUGACAGUGGACCCCCUCCACCACACAAACUAAACAUGUUCCUAGAAAGGAGAGGACUGAAGACUGCAGACGGGCAUCGGCCAAUAGUUACUCCCGAGAAGAACUACAAAUCCCAGAAUCCUCAGAGGCUCUUCCUGUCGUGA
This is a messenger RNA of Gekko japonicus, 2166 nucleotides long. Its product is annotated as disintegrin and metalloproteinase domain-containing protein 20-like. Gene Ontology annotation, molecular function: metalloendopeptidase activity. The coding region runs from base 1 to 2166 and encodes 721 amino acids. Lineage: Eukaryota; Metazoa; Chordata; Lepidosauria; Squamata; Gekkonidae. Gene Ontology annotation, biological process: proteolysis; male gonad development. The record is from RefSeq and is a predicted model, not a curated record. Gene Ontology annotation, cellular component: external side of plasma membrane; sperm head plasma membrane; plasma membrane. The transcript is spliced from 4 exons.